AGCAAUGGUCGUCAAAACUUCUGCAUUGAAAAAACUGGCGCCGAAACCUGGCUACCACGAAGUCACACCUGCUUUAAUCGCCUCGACCUUCCUCCUUAUUCAUCAUACCACCAGCUUGCUGAGAAAUUGUCUCUUGCAAUGGAGGAAACUGAAGGAUUUGGGCAGGAGUAACUGUGAUUUUACAUAUAUAUAUAUAAAUGUAUAUAUAUAUACAUAUUAA
Molecule: messenger RNA, 220 nt
Organism: Protopolystoma xenopodis
Lineage: Eukaryota; Metazoa; Platyhelminthes; Monogenea; Polystomatidea; Polystomatidae
Source: the annotation of a GenBank genome assembly